AUGAAAAAAAUAAAAAGUUUUUACCCUUUUGGAAAAAAGAGCAAUUAUACUAUCCAGACAAAAGAAACUGAUAUAGAUGAACUAAAUAAAGUGCAAAAUGAAUAUGAUUUAUUAUUUCACCAUAACAUGAAUAAUUACACUAAUCUGGUAGGAAUAAAUAAAAUGAAUAACCAUAGUAAAAGGGUUGAAUAUUUUAGAAAACGUAACGACAAUAAUGAAACAAAUUUGAGGAGCAAAAAUGAUAAAACCCGUUUAGAAAAGAAAACAGAUAAAAAUAACCAAGACAAUCGAAUGAGCAUAAAUAAUUGGAGUUUUUUAAAUAAUAAAAAUGACAAAAUAAGUGACAAAAAUGAAGUAUAUAAUAUGAACAAUGAUACAAUAAAUUAUAAAUUAAGAAAUGAUAAUAAAUAUAUUGAAAAUAAAAAUAUGAAAGAAAAUAAAUUAAUAAAAAAUAAACAAUAUAUUUAUAAAAAAUUAAUUGUUUUUGAUUAUGAUGAUACAAUAUUACCAACAAGUUGGAUAACAGUAAAAAUGAAACUAGGAUUAUUUGAUAUGAUUCCAAAACAUAUUCGUCAAUUAUUUAAUAAAUUAAGUAAUGUUGUUAUAAAUACAUUAAGUUUAUGUUUAACACAAGGAAAAUUAGUUAUUGUGACAAAUGCAAGUCUAGAAUGGUUAAUAAAUUCAGCUAAAAAUUAUAUUCCAUUAGUCUGGUCAUUUAUUGUACAUAAUAAUAUUAGAAUUGUAUCUGCUCGAGAUACAUUAGUUAACACAUUUGUAGAUCCAAAAGAUUGGAAAAAAGUUAUAUUUCACCAAAUAAUUAACGAGUUAUUAUCACCAUAUUUAUAUAAUACAUCAUUUAUAUGUUUUAUUUAUUCAGUAGGAGAUGGAAAUGAUGAACGAAAUGCUUGUUUUUUUAUAUCUCAAUUAAAUCAAUAUUCUUCUUGUAUAUUUAAAUCAUUGAAAUUUUUACCUGAACCGACAUGUCAAAAGUUAAUAGCAGAACAUGAACUUUUUUCUUAUUUUAUGAAUGGAACAAAUAAUUCACCUAAAAUGUGGAAUUACAAUGUGCCUGAAUCUCCACCAUUUCCAAUUAAUUUCAAGGAUCGAAAUUCAGUAAAAAAUUUAUGA
This is a messenger RNA of Plasmodium yoelii, 1128 nucleotides long. Its product is annotated as HAD domain ookinete protein, putative. The record is from RefSeq and is a predicted model, not a curated record. The coding region runs from base 1 to 1128 and encodes 375 amino acids. Lineage: Eukaryota; Apicomplexa; Aconoidasida; Haemosporida; Plasmodiidae. The transcript has a single exon.